This is a messenger RNA of Lathyrus oleraceus (garden pea), 3433 nucleotides long. Its product is annotated as formin-like protein 3. Gene Ontology annotation, biological process: actin nucleation; actin cytoskeleton organization. NCBI's taxonomy places the organism in Eukaryota, Viridiplantae, Streptophyta, Magnoliopsida, Fabales, Fabaceae. Gene Ontology annotation, molecular function: actin filament binding. The coding region runs from base 537 to 3284 and encodes 915 amino acids. The record is from RefSeq and is a predicted model, not a curated record. The transcript is spliced from 6 exons.
CAAUGCAUCGUUGUUUUUCUCUCUCCUCUGAAGCUCCCUCUCAUCGACACCCAGCACAUCAUACAAACUUUCGUAUCAUCCGUUUCUCAACGACACAACAUACAGACUUUCGUAUCAUCUGUUUCUCAACGACACAAAUUAUUGCGUUGCUUUUUCAAAUUAAUAAACAAACAUUAAACCCUCAACCUUAAGAUUCAAUUCAACCCUUGUUUUGUUUUUACUACACCUUUGCAUGAAUUGAUUCAUUCUCUUCACGUAACGUUCGUGGUGGCGUUACAUUUGUAUUAUCAUACAUUAUUCUAAAUCUCUCCCUAUUCAUUAUUCAUAAUUGUAACAGCAUUGUUACAGAGAGAAUUGUGUUUCUAAGAUCCCGUGGAAUUUUCAACAUUCGUGGGAUUUUGGAAAAAUUUAGUGAUUUGUGAAGUUUUGAUAUAAUUAUUUGGAACGUAAAGGGUUUUCCAGAAUUGGAAGGAAUUUAAAAGUUCAAUGAGACAUGAACAAGGAAUUAUUGGGUUGUGUUGGUGAAUUUAGAAGCAAUGGAAUUGACAAGAACCGGUUGUGCGGUUAUUUAUGUCAUUCUCCUUUGUGCUUUGGCUCAUGGGAGUUCAGAGGGGAAAGAAGAUGACCUAUAUACAGAUGCUCCUGUUUCCUCACCUUUCCUCAAUAUUCAUGGAAAACAGGCGAAGAAUGUGUGGAAACAUUGCAGGAAAGAAUUGACAGAGAAGAACAAUGAUGUUAAAGGCAUCAACUUGCAUCCAUUGGAAGGAAGCAGUGACAUCCAUAAGAAAAAAAAAGUUUUGGAUUGCAUAAGAACAAGUGCUACUCCUCCAGCACCUAUUUCUAAAUCAAGAGCGUCUUCAAGAUUCUUGCUAACAAAACAUUCUAGAUCAACCUUGGCUUUAAAAAUCGAUUAUCAUCAUCUUCAUCAUAAUCUUCUUCUUCAUCAUCAUCAUCAUCAUCAUCAUCAUCGUCAUCGAACAAAUUCAAUCGCAGAAACACCACUUGAUCAUAUAUCACCAUUGUCACCAUUGUCACCAAGGUCUAGUGCUAAUAGUCCAUCCCCCGAGCAUUCAUUGGUAGCGCCAAUUCGUCUUUCAACACCAACAAUUUCUUCAACACCGUCACCUACUCCUGUUCCUGUUCCUAAUCCUAGUACUACUCCUGUUCCUGUUCCUAGUACUACUCCUGUUCCUGUUCCUAGUACUGGAAUCCCGUAUUUACCACUCCCUCCAGAUAAUUUGGCACCGUUACCACCGUCUCCGAGACAAUAUGCUCCUCCAUCUCAUAUAGCAAGUGUUCCGAUAACUUCGCCGCCUUCAUUUAAACAUGAUGAGGAAAAGAAAAAAGCAAUUAUUUUAGCUGCAUCUGUAUCAGGAAUCGUAGUCUUGAUAGGAUUGUCGCUGUGCUAUCGCGAGGCCAAAACCGGUAAAGUGGAGAGAGAGGACAACCAUUUGCUCAUAUUAACCUCAAAUGAUUAUUCUGGAGGUCCCCAGAUGAUUGUUCGUUUAGGAGAUACUAAUACAGAAGAAACUGGUGUUAUUAUUAACAAAGGAAAGAGUUCAUCUAGUGGAAGAAAGUGGUCCAUGAAGGGCCGAGAUGAUAACAAUAUCACACUGGCUGAAACAUCAACGUCAGAAGAUGUGGGACAAGUAACAUCAACUUCUUCUAGAAUACCAGCCCCUCCGCCUCCUGGCCCACCGCCACCUCCUCCUCCACAGCCACCCGUGCUUGCUCCUCGUCCUCCACCGCCUCCAAAAUCCAGCCAUCCACCACCUGCUCCUCCCCCCAAACCAAUGGCUGGUAAAAACAUAGGUAUACCUCUUGGACCGCUAAAACAAGGAAGUUCUACUGAAGGUGAUGCUCCAAAGCCUAAACUAAAGCCGUUCUUUUGGGACAAGGUUAAUGCAAAACCUGAUCAAUCAAUGGUGUGGCAUGAGAUCAAUGCAGGGUCAUUUGUGUUCAAUGAAGAAAUGAUGGAGUCUUUAUUUGGUUGCGCCAACCAGAAUAAAAAUGAUCGUAGAAAAGAUUCACCUUCUGUAGAUACUUCAGUACAUUAUAUUCAGAUUAUUGACCCUAAGAAAGCACAGAAUUUAUCAAUUCUGUUACGUGCUCUGAAUGUUACAACAGAAGAAGUCGUCGAUGCACUAAACGAAGGUAACGAGAUUCCUGUGGAGCUCAUCCAAACAAUGUUGAAAAUGGCACCUACACAAGAAGAGGAACUGAAACUUAGGUUAUUCUCUGGAGAACUAUCUCAACUAGGUCCAGCUGAGAGGUUUCUAAAAGUACUGGUUGACAUUCCAUUUGCUUUCAAACGUCUCGAAGCUCUCAUGUUCAUGUUGAUUCUUCGAGAAGAGUCCUCAAGCAUCAAGGAUUCCUUUGCAACACUAGAGGUUGCUUGCGAUAAACUGAGAAAAAGCAGGUUAUUCUUAAAACUACUAGAAGCAGUACUCAAAACGGGAAACCGAAUGAACGAUGGUACAUAUCGCGGUGGAGCUCAAGCAUUUAGGCUCGACACACUUUUAAAACUCUCGGACGUAAAAGGGACAGAUGGAAAAACAACACUAUUACACUUUGUGGUUCAAGAAAUUAUACGUUCGGAAGGAAUAAGAGCAGUAAGAACGGAAAGAGCAAGCAGAAGCCUUUCAAGCGUAGCAACGGCGGAUGCAGAUUACGAAAACGAAGAAUCAGAAGAGCACUAUCGUAGCCUUGGACUUCAAGUAGUUUCAAGCUUGAACAAUGAACUUGAAGAUGUUAGAAAAGCAGCACUAAUAGACGGUGAUGCAUUGAGUAACGCGGUUUCGAAAAUCGGUCAAUCGUUGGUUAAGAGCCGGGACUUUUUGAACACUGAUCUUAAGAAUUUGGAAGAAGAGAGUGAGUUUCAAAUCUGUUUAGAGAGGUUUAUGGAUCAUGCGAAAGGAGAGGUGACGUUGCUUGUUGAAGAAGAGAAGAGGAUAAUGGGGUUGGUUAAGAGUACAGCAGAUUACUUUCAUGGGAAUUCAGGGAAAGAUGAAGGGCUGCGUUUGUUUUUGAUCGUGCGCGAUUUUUUGAUAAUAUUGGAUAAGGUUUGCAAGGAAGUGAAAGAAGCUACAUUGAAGUCUUUGAAGGCUUCCAAUAAGAAAGAGACUCCGUCACCGGCAGUGUCAGUUCCGUCUUCUCCGGAUGCACGCCAACGGUCUCAGUUGCCGCAGGGGCAGUCUUCUGAUGUACAUAGGCGAUUGUUUCCGGCUAUUGCAGGGCGAAGAGUGGAUUAUUCUAGCUCAGAUGACGACGAAGAUGGUAAUUAGAAGGAUGAGUUUAAGGGAUGAUGAUGGUGAGAGUUUUAUGUGACUGCUAAGCAAAAGUUAACGAAUAGAGAAGCUUAGCAUGAUAAUGAAUUUACUGUGUGAUAUAAAUUGCCUCUGAUUUCUGAAUUUAAGGAAAUAUACUAAUGUGU